AUGUUGCGUAUUCCUCCCGCUGGCUCAGCUAGCGUAGCACCUUCCGCUGAUAGCGUCCCGCCCACUGGUCCCACCAGUGUAGUACCUGCGAGUGAGAGCGUCCCGCCCGCCGGCUCUGCCGACGUAGUACCUUCCUCGGCGUCCAACAUUGAUGGGGGUGCUGAUUUUGACUUGGGUGAGGCCGCGCUUGGCCCUGAUGCGUCCCCGUUCACUCUUGGUUCGACUGGAAAGUCCGUUGACAUCAACCGCUUCCACCGCUCCCUUGCCCACGCUUGCGAGCCUCUUUUGAGAGAAACUGCCAAGCAGAGAGGCAUCGUGCUCACCGGCAAGCUGGAACCGUGCACGGACUGCAUGAAGGCGCAGGGCAGGCGAAGGUCGGUGCCGCGGGGGCCGGGAGCGCGGGCGUCCAAGCCACUGGGGCGUGUUCACCUGGACCUGUGUGGACCGCUGGUGCCUUCCCUGGGCGGCAACCUCUACCUGUUCGUCGCCGUGGACAGCGCCUCGCGGAGGAACCAGGUCUACGGUCUCCGGCGGAAGUCCGACGCGCUGGCGGCAACAAAAAGGCUGCUGGCGGACGUGGGGCGGUACGACCUCGGGCGCAUCGAGUGUUUCCGCGUCGACAACGGCACCGAGUGGACCCGCGGCGACUUCCGGCGCUUCUGCGACGACAACGGCAUCGGCGUCGAGUUCACACCUCCCGGCGUCCCGCAGUACAACGGCGUCGUCGAGAGCGCCAUCUGGCGCAUCAUGAAGGCCGGCAUGGUCGCUCGCCGCAGCGCUGGCCGUGUGUUCAACGUCGACUUCGCCUCCAUCCCCGGCCUGGACGAGCGGGGUGACCGUCAUUGGAUGGAAUCGGCGAAAUGGGCCGCCGACGCUCUCAACCAGUCGACGACCAAGGCCAACCCCGGGCGGCGCUCGCCGCACGAGUUGUUCACCGGCGAGCAGGGGCCUUUCCGCAUGCAAGCCACCAUGCGCAACAUCUUCCUUGACGAGCAAACGUGCAACAGAACCAAGGGCCAAAUCGCUGGCCGCGGAUUCGCCAUGGCUACCAAGACAUCUGGCCCCAUCUGCUUCGAGUGCAACGAACCGGGACAUGUCAGGAGGAACUGUCCCAAUCGCCAGCGGGAGGGCCAUAGGGCAAAGAAGACGAAGCCUGCGGGAGCAACCAAGUGGUGCUCCGUCCAUAACACCACUACACACUCCGACGAAGAGUGUUACAACCAAGGAGCCAAGCGACCAGAGCGCACGGCCAAGGCCUUUUCUGCAUGCACACACUGCGUGCACUGCUCAACCCAGUCAAGAGACACACACGCCAAGCCUACCACAACGGAAACUCCCAAAGAAACAGAGAAGACCGAGAAGGCAGAGAUCGACAUCUCUUACGACGAAGACGCAUUCAAGGGUGGAUUCAUGUACCAUGCUAUAUGCAGCAAGGAAAGCGGACGCACUUUCACGAAUACUGCAACUGGGACUUCAGCCCUGGUGGAUUCUGGAGCUUCUGAGACCAUGUUCGACAACCGCCUCAUCCCGAAUGGACGUCUCGAAGAAGAACGCCCGACGCCCAAGAUCAUCGACGUUGCAGGAGAAAGCCAACUACGAGGCACUACCACUGGGAUCCUACACUGCACCAUCAAAGACGACAAAGAACAGCAACUACCCGUCAAGCUACAAGGUGUGAAAUAUGACGGACCUGUAUGCCCGUGCGACAACUGCCACAUCACGAAGCACAAGAAGGCUCCCGUCUCGAAGAAGACCAGCCGUGUCCUGACCAAACCAGGCCAACUCGUCCAGUUCGACAACAUGGGACCAAUCGACCCGCCUGCGAAGUACAACGGACGCACCUACUCCUACGUCGCCAAAGCGACCGACGUCUUUACCAGAGUGCGGGAACUGUACCUACUGCGCGACAGGACCGAAACCACGCAAGCUCUGCACGCCUACAACAUGCAAGUAGCAUCUGAAGGCUACCGCAUCGAGGUUCUACGUUGUGACAAAGGCGGAGAGAACACUGGGGAAGAAAUGCGCAACUACUGUAGGGAGUCUGCGAUCAAGCUGGAAUUCGCCGCGACCAACACGCCCCAAGAAAUCGGAGUGUCAGAAAGGGAUGGCCAGACACUUGCGGCUGUGACUCGAGCUCUACUGCGCGAUGGAGACUUCCCAAAACACAUGUGGGGGGAGCUCAUGAUGACUGCAGCAUACCUGACCAACAGGACCCCACACGCGGCGCUAGGGGGAGCCACGCCGUAUUCCAAGAUGUACAACACAACCCCGGACCUUUCUCGACUUCGUGCCAUCGGCGCCCGCGCGUUCGUUCAUCACGAGCGAUACAAGAAGAAGCUAGACGAUCGGGCCUUUGAAGGCAAGCUCUGCGGUUACGGACCUGACAGCAAGUCGUACCGGAUCUAUGUGGAGGGCAAAGACAAGGUCUACGAGAGCUGGAACGUACUUUCAUCGAGACUCGGCCCAACACCAUCCCCCCUCACCGGUGGGACGACCGUCUCGAAUAUGAACAGGANCAGCAAGACGUACCGGAUCUACGUGGAGGGCAAAGACAAGGAACGAUGCCCCACCGACGCGGCGGAUUUUGCUCACCUGGAUGAAGACCCCUUCGCCGAAGCCCGGGCGUAUGCUUAUGCCACAAGCACCUCGAGCAAAGGGUUCUUGGGGAAGACAAACCAAGAGAUCAAAACUCCGAGCACGUACACCGAAGCCAUGAACUCACCACAACGCGAGCAGUGGAAGAGCGCUAUCAACACCGAGAUGGGUAAUCUCGCCAGGCACACAGUGUACAAGAAAGUACGCAUCAGCCUGGUACCGAAGGAUGAAGACGUGUUCGACACACGCGUCGUGUUCAAGAUCAAGGCCGACAGCCGCUUCAAGGCCCGCUUAGUCGCCGGGGGACACCGCCAACGGGCAGGACGACACUACGGAAGGAACUACGCUCCAGUCACCCGACUGGGUAGCAUCCGCAUGCUAUUCGCCAUCGCUUGCGAACACGUGUUAAGAUGUACAGCAUAUCCACUAUGCUUUAAGUCUGCGCUGACUUGUAGCAUAGUGGAUAUGCUGUACAUGUUAACAAAUUGCACGCGAGGUAGGCGGGAAACGAUUGGGGAAGCGAGGAGCUCGGUUGGUGGGAAGAUGGCGCCAUCGGGGGCAGGGUUGGGAUAA
Molecule: messenger RNA, 3168 nt
Organism: Ectocarpus sp. CCAP 1310/34
Lineage: Eukaryota; Phaeophyceae; Ectocarpales; Ectocarpaceae
Source: the annotation of a GenBank genome assembly